Messenger RNA from Prionailurus viverrinus (fishing cat), 1166 nucleotides. RefSeq names its product chromosome A3 C2orf73 homolog (gene CIMIP6). Bases 108 to 986 code for a protein of 292 amino acids. The transcript has 5 exons. The record is from RefSeq and is a predicted model, not a curated record. NCBI's taxonomy places the organism in Eukaryota, Metazoa, Chordata, Mammalia, Carnivora, Felidae.
CGCGGGAGUCACAGUCGCGGCUCUCCACGCACCUCUUUCCUAGCAGGGCUUAGUGCCUGAUCUUCGCGUGAGGCUCCUCGCUGCCUCUUGUCAGGCUGUGGGAGCCCAUGGAGGGAAAGGAGGAUAAGCGGCAACAGCAUAAAAAAAUAGAAGAUGCUGGUAUAGAGUAUGUAACUGAAAAAAAAGAAGAAAUCAAAUAUGACGAAAAACCCAGGAAAAGUGUACAACGUUCAAAACCAUGUGUCGGGAGAGGACGUGUAUAUUAUGCAAAAUUCAUUCAUACAAAUGCAAGAACAUUGAAUGAACCAGUUCCUUACAUAGAUCCCCAAAAAGGGCCAGAAAAACAGGGUGACUGGUGGUCGCACAGUAAAGGAAUGGAACACCCCUUCCAACCACCUUAUGACACUAAGAGCACCCAGAGGAGUGACUUUCAAAAACCAACAUGUCCAUUGGUUUUGCCAGUCAAACACAGCAAGUUGCAAAAGCCUUCUUGUGGAAUAGUUCCACUUGCCUCUCCUGAAGCAUCAGCAGAACUUCAAAAGAAUUUUAUAGAACACAUCUCUUAUUUACAUCAAUACGAUGCUAGGAAAAGUCCCAAUGAGCCCAUCCUGGGAAAGCGACAUGGAGCUUUUGUGCAGACAGAGAUAAAACCAGGGAGUAGGCCAAUAGUUCCUACGGGAACAGAGGUAUUACGGAACGCUGCGGGGUCAUGCUCAUCAGAACAGUCCAAAAAAACAGAGAAAGGAAACUCAGCGGAAAGCAAAAUGAUCUCACCAGGUCUCUGCCGACAAAAUUCCCCAGAGCUGUUAGAGACUGAAACUCACUUAUCAGAAACAGACGUCAGAGGGGCAGCCAAGGCAUGCCCCAGAAGUCCUGAGAGAAGAGAGAAGGCUGCAGACACCUUCCAAAUAACUGCAGUAAAUGCUCUUCUCCCCAGGCAUGAUCCUUUAAAUCCACCAAUAAAAAGCCAGAAUAAAUCAGGAUAAAUUACCUUCUUCAGAUGAAAAUCUAAUCCUUGGAAUGUAGACAAAUUUCAGAAUCACCAUACAAGCCCUCACAGUUGCUUUUUCUGUUAUCAAUAAACUAAAGAAAUUCAAUUUACAUAAAUGGGAAAAUGAAAAAAAAGACAAUUAAAAUACACCAGAAAUUUAAGAGUGGUCUCUAAU